UUGAUUGACUUGGAUUGAAUCAGUCUCUAUGACGACGUCGGUUCUGAUGCCCAUUGAUUUGAGAAAACCUCUCACUUGUGGGGUUGCAUUAUUGCAAUUUUUAGCGGCUUUUAUUUGUGUCUUGUUUAGGAUUUGCUCAUCAGAUAAAGUUCCUGCAGUUUUUGUGUUUGGAGACUCGCUGCUUGAUUCUGGCAAUAAUAACUAUCUUGUUUCAUUCGCCAAGGCAGACUACAACCCCAAUGGAAUUGACUUUGGAGGACCGUCAGGACGUUUCACCAACGGAAGAACCAUUGCAGAUAUCUUAGCGAAUGAAUUAGGUCUUAGUUUCAUUCCUCCUUAUAUGGCUCCAACUACACAAGCAUCUGCUAUUCUCAAGGGAGUCAAUUACGCUUCAGGUGGAGGUGGCAUUUUACUUCAUACUGGACAAAUUUGGGUUGGUCGAAUCAACAUGGACGCUCAGAUAGAUAACUUUGAAAACAACAGGCAAGACAUGAUUUCCAUGAUGGGUGAUUCUGCAGCGCAAGAUCUAUUGAAAAAAGCUAUCUUUAUAGUAUCCUUGGGAUCCAAUGAUUUCCUCAGCAACUAUAUAGCACCCACAGUCACCAGUCCUGCUGAGAGGGACUUGAUAUCUCCUCAAGCGUUUGUCGCCUCCAUGGCAUCAACCUUCAGACAACAGCUCACUCGAUUGUUCAAUCUGGGAGCCAGAAAAUUUAUGGUCGCAAAUGUGGGGCCUAUUGGGUGCAUACCAAGUCAAAGGGAUAUAAACCCAGGCGCUGGAGAUGGGUGUGUGAGCUUCCCGAAUCAGCUAGCUCAGUCUUUCAACUCUCAAUUGAAGAGCCUCGUUGAGAAACUCAACAAGAACUUGCAAGGAUCAAUAUAUGUUUUUGCAGAUAGUUACCGCAUCAUGCAAGACGUUCUGCAGAACUACAAGGCAUAUGGGUUUGAGAAUUCAGAUUCGUCGUGCUGUCACCUGGCUGGAAGAUUUGGCGGUUUGAUCCCUUGCUUUCCUGAAUCAACAGUUUGUGAGGAUCGUUCCAAGUACGUGUUCUGGGACGCUUUCCAUCCCUCUGAGGCAGCAAAUAUGAUCGUUGCAAAACGCAUGUUAGAUGGUGAUGCUAACGACAUAUGGCCCAUGAAUGUUCGGAAACUUUCUCAAGCUUGAUGUGUGUGUGUGUGUGUGUGUGAAAGCUUAUGAUAUAAUCGUUAAUUGUUGUUAAGUUGUAGUUGUGUGUGUGUGUGUGUGUGUGUGUGUGUGUGUGUGAGAAAGCUUAUGAUAUAAUUGUUAAUUGUUGUUAAGUUGUAGUUGUUUGGUAUGUUGUUGCCUUAUGUUUAAUUUCUCGACAUUUUGGACAUCAUGCUAAUAAAUGUAUGAAAUAAAAUUUGAAGUUUUUAA
Messenger RNA from Prosopis cineraria, 1393 nucleotides. Its product is annotated as GDSL esterase/lipase At4g16230-like. Gene Ontology annotation, molecular function: hydrolase activity, acting on ester bonds. The record is from RefSeq and is a predicted model, not a curated record. The transcript is spliced from 5 exons. Bases 29 to 1162 code for a protein of 377 amino acids. Lineage: Eukaryota; Viridiplantae; Streptophyta; Magnoliopsida; Fabales; Fabaceae.